Beta vulgaris subsp. vulgaris (sugar beet) is the source of this 2178-nucleotide messenger RNA. RefSeq lists its product as hypothetical. Bases 910 to 1950 code for a protein of 346 amino acids. The transcript has 9 exons. Gene Ontology annotation, biological process: snRNA transcription by RNA polymerase III; snRNA transcription by RNA polymerase II. Gene Ontology annotation, molecular function: sequence-specific DNA binding. Gene Ontology annotation, cellular component: snRNA-activating protein complex. Lineage: Eukaryota; Viridiplantae; Streptophyta; Magnoliopsida; Caryophyllales; Amaranthaceae. The record is from RefSeq and is a predicted model, not a curated record.
CCCACAAAAGAAAAAAAUAGAACCUGCCAGCAGAAAACAAAAUCCAGUUUCUCCAUUCUCUCUCUAUUUUAUCGAGAACUUCCUUCCCUGGUUCUUUCAAACUCAACUGCAUCUUCAUCUUCCUUUCAGAAUUUGAGUCAAAUUUAGAUUAUAAAUUCGAAACCUCUCUCCUCUCUGUGGGUUUUGGGAUUUUCUUUUUCUUUUGUGGGUUUUGAAUUUCGAUUUCGGAUUCACUCAAUGGUAAAAUUGAAGAAAUUCGAAAUCUCUCUUUUCUCAAAAAUGUGUGUUAAUGGAGGAAGAAGGAACUGCAUGGGCGGAUUUAUUAUGGUUCACUGGUUCAGGUGAACCCAAUGAUUUUUGGAAAAAAAUUGCCCGUUUUUUUUUUUUUUUAAAUUAAAAAUAUUUUAGAUAUUAAAUAUUAGAUAUAUACUAUAUGCGUGUAAAAUAAAAUAUGAAAGAAGCUUGUUUCCUAGUGAUUUUGUAUCUCCACACGCAUGGGGUUCGAAACCUCAGGCAAACUUUUUUUUGUUUUUUUUUUUCCUAAGCCUCCUCAUUUCUUUUCCCCCACAACCCAGCCAACAUUUUUCGUUUUUCUCCCAAACAAAGUCAAAACCCUAAAUAGUGAGUAGUAACUCCCUAGCCAUUGACGGCCCACGGCCAGUCGCCCACCGUGACGGCGUGACACCGUCUCUUCCGUCUUCCCCACCGCGACGGCGAACCAGCCGGCAGCAAGCCUGCAACCUUUCCGAAUUCCGGCCGAUUGAAUAUUGAAAGGGUUGGAAUCUUGGAUACGCCAUUGGAAGGAAGGAAUUAUGAGGUGAUUGAGAUUUGAGAAGGCCCAGAAGGGGAAGGAAACUCACUGUCAAAACCUAUUAUCUCGUGCCGGUGUUGUCGUCUGGUUCUCGUUACAUGUUGCGUGCAAUGGAUUUUUCCCAUUUUAAGCUAGAUAUUGAUGAUCUUAUCAAAGAGUUUUCCAAGGGAGAGCUCAAAACGUUGUCGGACAUGAAAAAAUUGUGGCUUGAACGAAAGUUUUCCUACAUAUUUGAUGCUCGGCCUUCUACCGGCUUGACGAUAUUUAUGCAAUGUUUUUACAGCCAUACUAUAAGUCACAUGGCCCCCACUAAUUCUUUGUCACAAAGAUUGGGCGCCCUCUAUGUCCUCUAUUGUCUCUAUGAGACACAACCAUUCAAGCCUUUGAUCAAGAUUUAUCUAUCUCUUGGAGAGUUAAGACAACUGAAAGCUCUAGUUGUUAAUGCAAAAGAAAAGGGAAUCAAAGUAGCAUCUGUUUUGGUCAAAAGGAUGCUAGAUAAGAAUGCAUUUUUGUUUGGCUUUGUUAACACAAAUGAUUAUUCUGAUAAAGAGAGGAUAAAGGAGUUGGUAAAUGUGCAGAAUGCUUGCAUAAAGAAGAUGCAUGAAAAAUUGUUGGCUAAUAAUGACAUUGAACGUCAUCUUCACUUGGACAUGGGCAUGGAACUUGACCUAGAAGCCCUCAUGAAAAUGUCCAAGGAAUAUGAAGAAACAAAAAAUCUUGCCAUCAGAGAAGCUAGCCAGAUAGUUGAUGUCCAAAAUAUAAACCAUAUAACGGAAGAUAGGCUGACAGUUGGAGAUGAAGUGCAAAAGAUAAAUGAGGAGUGGGGUAAUCAAAAGGAAAUGUUCUUGCAACUAACACGAACAGACCAGCAUCCAGCUGUAACUCAUACCAAGCAAAGAGAGAGAUCCCAAGAGCGGUCGAUGCUGCUGCAUGCUGCUGAACAACAGCAAAAUGAUGAUGAACUGCAACAAACUAGGUUCAUGGAGCUACUCUUGGGAAAUCAAUCACCAGAAGCAGCUCAUGGGAAUGCUGGACGCACGCCAAAUGAGCAGCAUUCAGUUCCCGGAGAAGUUGAGCUAGAUGAUGACUUAGAUUAUGCUAUGGACCUGGAGAAUGAGUUAUUUAGAGAUUUCCUCUAGAUUAUUUAUUGUGGGAAUGUUGAUAUUUGUGCCAAAAGAAGGUUUGACAUGGAAGAUUAAAAUGAGUGUAGUUAUAUAGGUCAUAGGUGAAAUGAAAUUUAUACAUAUUCCAAUUUUGAUCAAUUAUAUGUAAAUACAUAAGCAAAAUCACUAUCUUGUGCUAUUUCUCAGUGAUGAUGAAUACUCACGUUUUGUAUUGUAUUUUAGGCUUGUAUUAUUGUUGUGUUA